Molecule: messenger RNA, 1462 nt
Organism: Coniophora puteana RWD-64-598 SS2
Lineage: Eukaryota; Fungi; Basidiomycota; Agaricomycetes; Boletales; Coniophoraceae
Exons: 7
Coding region: 62-1264 (400 amino acids)
Cellular component (GO): chromatin; nucleolus
Molecular function (GO): peptidyl-prolyl cis-trans isomerase activity; macrolide binding
Source: RefSeq, a predicted model, not a curated record
UGACCUUGUCCUCUUCCUCCUCCCUUUCCUCUUUUUUACUUUGUUUAUUGAUAUCUCAAAAAUGCCUGUAGCCAUCGCAAUCUGGCACGUCGCCCUCGAGCCCGGCAAACCCAAAACCGUCAUCCCACAAGCCGACAUCAACAUCAAAUUCGCCGCCUUCGGCGACGUCCUCGCCGCAUCGGGCGCGUCCGGCCGCUCCUCCGUCAAGUUCACGUACACCACGCCUGCCGCCGUCGACUCCGACGACGAGGCGGAUGAGGACGAGGACGACGAUGAGGAGGGCGGCAUGACCGGCAAGCCCGCGACGACGUUCCUCUGUGCGCUCACGCCUGGGACGUGCGAGACGCAGGUGUUUGAUCUCGUGUUGGAGCGGGACGAGGAGUAUAUCUUCGAGGUCGUUGGCAAGAACACGGUCUACCUCAACGGGAACUACGUUGACCAGGUUCCGCCCGACCAGCCCCCCUUUGACGAAGAAGAGGAAUACUCCGAUGAGGAGGCCGCGUUCAACCUCGAAGACGUCUCCUCCGACGUCGAAUACGCCGCUGACGACCUCGAGGAGGAGGAUGAAGACGCAGACCGCUUCGAAGAAAUCGCCGACUCCCCAAAACAGUCCACCAAGAAGCUCAAGCGCGCGCGCGAGGAGGCGAUGGACGAGGACGAGGCGCCCGAACUUGUCCCCGCCGACGGCGCGAAGCUGAGCAAGACGCAGCAGAAGAAGGCGAAGAAGCUCAAGGCCGAGGGCGGGAAGGCUGUCGCCGUCGAGGCCACCACGACCACGACCAAGACCGAGACCGCGCCCAAGGACAAGGUGGCGGACAAGAAGGAUGAGAAGAAGGAGAAGAAGGAGAAGAAAGACAAGAAGGGCAAGGACAAGGCCGAUGAGAAAGAGAAAGAUAAGAAGGACAAGAAGGACGACGCGAAGGCCCCCGAGUCGAAGACGCUCCCCGGCGGGCUCAUCGUCAAGGACUACAAGGUCGGGACGGGCAAGCAGGCCAAGACGGGCUCGCGCGUGUCGAUGCGCUACAUCGGCAAGCUCACGAACGGCAAAGAGUUCGACAAGAACGUCAAGGGCUCACCCUUCUCGUUCAAGCUCGGCGUGGGCGAGGUCAUCAAGGGCUGGGACCAGGGUCUGAUCGGCGUGCAGGUCGGCGGCGAGCGCGAGCUGACUAUUCCGCCUGCGCUUGCGUACGGCAAGCAGAAGCUGCCCGGUAUCCCACCUAACUCGACGCUCAAGUUCGAGGUGAAGUGUCUUUCCAUCAGCUAAGUGCGUUCGACGUCGACUGCGUGUGCGCGAUGUACAUUGGCGGACUGCGUUGGCUGGCAAAAAAAACGCUCGAAAACGAAAACAAAACGUCAAAACGUCAAAAGUGACCCCCAAGAACCCGAUUCGCUGGAUCUAUCUUUGGUUACAUAUCCCCCUACUUUUCCUGUACGUACAGCGCGCUGUGAUCGUAUUGACGGC